Molecule: messenger RNA, 2750 nt
Organism: Labrus bergylta (ballan wrasse)
Lineage: Eukaryota; Metazoa; Chordata; Actinopteri; Labriformes; Labridae
Source: RefSeq, a predicted model, not a curated record
AGCUGGAGAGAAAUGAAACCUCCCAACAGCCAAUCAGAGAGAUUCCUCUCACCGACCGCCGAUUCAACAUGUGGAAUCGUCUGAAAAAAGGCAGGUGGGGGCCGACAUGUAGCGAUGGAGCCACACUUCACAAAAAACUAGAGAGACCGACGACGGUCUCCUUGGUGUGUCAGGGCCUUGAGGGUGGAAGGGGGGUAAGGGUCGGGAGGUGAAUGAAAGAAGGACGAUGGACUGGUGUCAGCCGAUGUAGAAACGAUGUGAUGAGACCAGAGGGGUCGAGACUCUGGGUCGGGGGUCGUCUCUUUGUUGCUCUCUGUAUGGACCCUCGUGGUUCCUGGGGCGGGAUGUGAAACCAGCGUCAGAGGAAUAGGAGUGAUGAAGGCUUAAGUAUGUAUGAAAUGGAAAUGGGUUGUGUUUGAGGCGUGGUCUUUGUUCCUGAACCAAGUUUAAAAGACGAUCUUUAAUGAUGUCACAGCAUAGCUAAACGCUGAGAUUGAACAAAGCCAUGGAAACACUUUCUUUAUCUCCUGUACAAAAUACUUCCUUUGUGGGCAACAAUUUGCCUUAAGAUAAUUCUUUGAUUGGUCUUUUUGUUGUUAAUUACUUUUAGUUUUUGCUAUGAGUAUAUUUUUGCCUGCACUGAGGAAAAAAGGGAGACACAUUGGUGUUACUAAAAAUGUGUUUAUUUUGUAUGACUAAAAGAAAUACUCAACUUUUGCCUGCUCCGAUUUUCAGAAAAUGUGUGCUCAAACUUCUCACACAUGUUUUGAGGAGCUCUGAGACUUAUUUAAAGUGGUUGAAGAGAAGGAGGAUAUGUGACCUUUAAAGGAGAGAAAGAAAACAAUGCUGGAGAGAAGAAGUCUGGGUUAAAUUGCUUCACCUGUUAAGUAUAAAUAACAAAAGUGAAACACCUUUGCAGUGAUCUGAAUGAACGAGGUGAAUCCUCUGAGUACCAAGAAUGUCUGUGCAACAUUCAAACCCAAGUGGACAAAACGAUUGGACUGACAGACAUUGAUGUCCACAGAGAAACUCUGCUAGUGUGUCUAAAGACAUCAGAGAAAGUCAUGUUGAUGUGGACUUCAGAGAAACUCAUCAUGUGGCUGAAAUAUGAUCCUGGUUCACAAUCUGGAGUCCUUCAGCAGCAGACAGGUUUUUGUAUCAGUCUGUUUCACUGUGGGAGUACACAUCUUCAGCUCUGGGACUAAACUGUUUGUCACAGAUGAGCAGGUGGUGAAACCCGUUGUGAGCUUGUACCCGGCAGCAUCGAGAGCCCAGCUGGAGGAGAAGAGCUCUCUACUGUGUGUGGCCUCAGCCAUGUUUCCUCCUCUGGUCCAGAUCUCCUGGAAAAAACAGAAAGGGAGUGAUCCUCUGGAGGAUGUGAACCCUGCUGAUGUGAAGCAGCAGGAGCUGAGGGAGUCGGGGUGCAGCGCCUCCAUCUUGACGAUCCCUCAGAGAAAGUACAACCCUUAUAAAUACCUCUGCUCAGUGCAGCAUCAGGGGGGCACAGUGACUGCUCAAACAGAAAUAGUGUCCUUUCAGACUCAGUGCAAGGUGAAGCUGCUGAUGCUGCUGUACACGGUGCUGAUACUGAAGAGUCUGGUGUACUGCUGUGGACUCUCUCUGCUGAGGAUCUUCAGAAACGACAAACCGUUCAUCCACUGAACAUGUGCUGACUGAUUGUCUUCUGAUGUUGCGUGCCGUAGUGUUUUGUAGUUUUUAUGAAAGAAGUUGUUUGUGAAAAAGUAAAGCUCUAUGCUGAUGACACUGUGUUUUUUGUACAUAAAUGAACGUACUGCAGGGUGGGCUACCAUUAUCAAUUUAUUCCAUUUACAGCUUUUAUCAGCAGUCCAAAAUGUUGUCUAAGAAGUCUAAUACCUCAAUCUUAUGGGUUUAUCUUCUUACUCCUGUAGUUCACACAUAUAUAACAAAAAUAAAAAUGAUUCAAGCAGAUUAUUUAAAAGUACAUCACCAGGCGUGGGGGCAUGUACAAUCAGAAAUUGAAUCAGAAUAACUUUUAUUGCCAAGUAAGGCCUGGCUAAUGUGAGAGCCCACACAUGACAACAAGUAAUGAAAGAUUUACCAGUUCAGUUCUUUUAGUGUGUGUGGAGAGCAACGUGAUGACCGACUCAGCUAUCACACUCACAGAUUAAUUCAACAACAGUCUCCACUCUCAGAACUCGUGAUCUUGCACAGUAAGAUUGGCUAUUCUGUUCAAAGUGACAAUUCACAGAGUCCAUGCUCGGCCGUCCUCGGUGUUCUCCCCACACAACAGGAUGUCUGACAAUUUAAAGUUGGGGCACCGAGGUUAAAAUUACACACUUUACACCACAGGAACAUCUGGUGAGAUAAUCUUUGGAACCGUCAGAUAAUCAGGCUUUUGCUGAAUUUGGUCAGACGUGGAGCAUCGGCCCCAAAAUCGGCCCGAUUAUCUUGUUGUGUGUACCCCACUUAAUGUUACAUAUAUAACACAAACGUCUAUCAGAUUGUAUCAAAUACAGAAGGAAUUUGUCUUGGUGUUAUUGGUGCAUUAUUGUUUAUAAAACUCACAUGAACAGCAGUACUGCUACUGUCAAGAAGUGUAGAAAUACUGUUACAUACCAGCAUAAAUAUAAAGCUAAAUCAAAUAAAAGAGUAAAAGAUGUGUCUUUGGUGUAUGAAAGGAGCUGUAAGUGUUUUGUUUUUCUUUUUAAAUAAAAGUCUGUGCUUUUAAGGAUUUCAGUUAGCUUCACAAUAAAUAUGUAAAAACACGA